CUUUUUUCACACAACUCAAGUGUGAAACACAACAACCUCUCCCAAGUUCUAACCAAUACUUCUGUGAUGGCUAUUCGUUUGCCUAGUGUUUUGAGUGCUAAAUACAUUCUUCGCCGAUCAAAUCUGUUUGCAAAUCAUGCAGCUACAACGUCACUGGAUGUGCCUAAAGGGCACUUUGCUGUGUAUGUAGGAGAGGGUGAAAAGAGGAGAUAUGUGAUACCAGUGUCAUAUUUGAAUCAGCCUUCAUUUCAAGAACUGCUAAGUAUAGCGGAGGAAGAAUUUGGCUUCAGUCAUCCAAUGGGAGGCCUCAUAAUUCCCUGCACAGAAGAAAAUUUCCUUAACAUCACCUCUGGUUUAAUAGGCUAUGACAUGAUACAACCAAAGUAAAUCUGAAGAAAGUUUUUGUUUCAUGUUUUUUGCCUUUCAACAUGUGGUGUUGAGAAAAGUUUGCCCGUGCAGAAAGGUUUACUAUGCAAAGAACAUCAGUACAAAAUGAAUGGAUUAAAAACUUGACUAUAUUCCAUGUUGUUUAUAGUUCUUUUACCCCUUCUUUUAUUCCUUUUUGUGUGUUUCGCUGCUGUUAAUUAUAUCUGGAGUAGAAAUUAAGUAUCAAAGUAACUUCGAUAUCCUUAA
This is a messenger RNA of Glycine soja, 633 nucleotides long. RefSeq names its product auxin-responsive protein SAUR20-like. The transcript has a single exon. Gene Ontology annotation, biological process: response to auxin. The record is from RefSeq and is a predicted model, not a curated record. Bases 67 to 387 code for a protein of 106 amino acids. NCBI's taxonomy places the organism in Eukaryota, Viridiplantae, Streptophyta, Magnoliopsida, Fabales, Fabaceae.